Molecule: messenger RNA, 679 nt
Organism: Lathyrus oleraceus (garden pea)
Lineage: Eukaryota; Viridiplantae; Streptophyta; Magnoliopsida; Fabales; Fabaceae
Product: putative glutaredoxin-C14
Exons: 1
Coding region: 163-552 (129 amino acids)
Source: RefSeq, a predicted model, not a curated record
CUUCUUUCACACACACUUUUUAUUUUCUAACACCACCUUCAUCCCCUUGUAUAAAAAACCACACUUUCCCUUUCUUCAUUUUCAUCAUCACCAAUACACAACUGUGCAAAAAAAAAACUGAAUUUGCUUACUUUGUUCUAUUACACUAUUACAACACACACCAUGUUCAAUCAAGAGAAACUCGUGCAUUACCAAGUAGAACAACAACCAUCAUGGAGUUACUACAUGGCAAGAAGAACAAUGGAAGAAGAUCAAAUGGAGAGAAUCAUGAGAUUAGCUACACAGAGUGCUGUUGUGAUAUUCAGCGUUGGUAGUACUAGUUGUAUGUGUCAUGCAAUGAAGAGUUUGUUUAGUGGAAUGGGAGUGAAUGCAAUGGUUCACGAACUUGAUCAAGAUCCAAAACCAUUCAUGAGGUUACUUGGAAAUUCAACAUCACUUCCUGUUGUUUUCAUUGGUGGCAAGUUAGUUGGUUCUAUGGAUACAGUUUUGGCUUUUCACAUCAAUGGUUCUCUUGUUCCUCUUCUCAAACAUGCUGGUGCUUUGUGGCUUUAAAUUAGAUUCUGAGCUUCUUAGUCAUUAGAGUUGGAUUUAAUUAGUGAUAAUGAUAUCAUGCUUAAUUAUAGAGAUAUUAAUAUAAUUAAGCACUGACUUGUAAUGAUUUGUAAGGAACUGUCAAUGA